Molecule: messenger RNA, 1482 nt
Organism: Rhizoctonia solani
Lineage: Eukaryota; Fungi; Basidiomycota; Agaricomycetes; Cantharellales; Ceratobasidiaceae
Product: FAD-binding domain protein
Exons: 8
Coding region: 1-1482 (493 amino acids)
Molecular function (GO): oxidoreductase activity; FAD binding
Source: RefSeq, a predicted model, not a curated record
AUGUUGACUCGGGUCGCUACCAUCGUACUCGCAAGUACCGCCGCGUUUGUUUCUGGUGCGACGAUCGAUGUUGAACGCAGGGAUGCAUUUACCGAUUGUCUCUCAAACGGGAGCCCAAGUGGUGCAGUUGUAACCCCUUCGAGUUCCAACUAUGGCUCAGCCCGUGCAGCUUUCAACCAAAGGCUCAGUUUCAAACCCGCUGCCAUUGUAUUUCCGAGUUCUCCGCAGGAAGUACAAAAAUACGUCAAAUGUGCAGCUUCGGCCGGCAUAGCGGUUGUUGCUCGCUCCGGGGGACACUCAUACGCUGCUUAUGGUGUUGGCGGGCAAGACGGCUCACUGGUCGUUGACCUCUCAAAAUUGAAGUCCUUUUCUAUUGAUGGCUCCGGUGUGGCGAAGAUCCAGACAGGUCAUAGACUUGGAGAAGUAGCUCAGAAACUCUGGGAUAACGGCCAGAGAGCACUUCCCCAUGGAACGUGCCCUUAUGUCGGAAGUGGAGGUCACGCAGCGUUUGGUGGAUAUGGUCCAUUUUCACGAGUUGGUGGACUACUACAGGACCGCAUUACAGAAGCAGAGGUCGUUCUUGCUAAUGGUACACUCACUACCGCGUCGACCAGUCAGAACGCAGAUCUAUUUUGGGCACUGCGUGGAGCAGGUGCUUCGUACGGUGUUGUGACACAAUGGACGUUUGCUACGUUUGCUGCCCCAUCAACAAUCAUUGGAUAUUCGAUCGACUACUCUUCCACCCUUAGCGCGUCCAAGAUCGCAAGCUUGUUGGGCGCAUGGCAGUCGUUGGCCAUGUCAGCUCCGAAAGAGAUGGCAAUGAUGGGUGUCGUAGGCCCGGACGGAGAUGGUGGCCUGUACUUGCAAUUUACUGGCGACUACUACGGGUCCAAGUCAUCCUUCAAUUCGGUCACAUCCACCUGGGCAAGCAAGCUCAGCCCUGGACAGAUCAACGCCAAGACUUACAACUGGCACGACUCGUUGGUCGCCACCGAUGGGUCUCUCUCAACCACUGCUCCCCAACCAAAAGAUACCUUCUUUGCGAAGUCAUUGUUUACUAAGAAAGCCGUGACAAGCUCACAAUGGACCAGCUUCCUCAACUAUUUGAGCAACGAAGGGGCAAACAGUGACGCUGACUGGUUUGUCGAAAUCGAUUUGUACGGAGGGCAGAUCACUGCACAAGGAGCCGAUUCUACAUCGUUUGCGCACCGUGAUGCGAUCCUGUCUUUCCAGCUCUACGCAAACUCUAAAAACUCGCAGCCCCCGUUCCCUUCCGACGGGAUCUCGUUCGUCGAUGACAUGCUCAAUGCUUUGGAACCUAACCCACAGGCUGCCUAUGUCAACUAUGUCGAUCCUUCGUUGACCGCCUCGCAGUGGAAAACACAGUACUACGGGUCACACUAUUCCCGUCUCUCCUCGAUUAAACGCACCAUUGAUCCUAAUAAUGUGUUCCGCUUCCCACAGUCCAUUGGAUUGAAUUAA